Messenger RNA from Thermothielavioides terrestris NRRL 8126, 1511 nucleotides. RefSeq lists its product as uncharacterized. The transcript has 3 exons. The record is from RefSeq and is a predicted model, not a curated record. The coding region runs from base 169 to 1398 and encodes 409 amino acids. Lineage: Eukaryota; Fungi; Ascomycota; Sordariomycetes; Sordariales; Chaetomiaceae.
UCUGCAACGCGUCGCUUUGUCAAUCCGAGACGCAACCCAACAUCCACAGCGACUCUUUGGCCUCAUCGCGUCGCAGAGUCCCGGGUGGCGAUUGAGUACUCGCAUCAUCAUUACUUCCUUUUUUUGACAUCCACCCGUGCCGGCGGCUUCCGGCUGUCUCGCGCAACCAUGCCCCGCCACGUCGACCAGGACGUGCAUGCCGCCUUCGUGGAAUUUCGAGCUGGACAGGAUGACAAGUGCAUGUCGGUGCAGUGCAUCUACUGCCAGCAGGUCCGGGCCAAGAACACGACGCGCCAGAAGCAGCAUCUGCUCCAGUGCGCCCCGUACCUCCGAGCCCACCCCGAGGUAGCCCUCCAGGCGUCGGCAGCAUCAGCCUCUGCGGCCGCGGCGGCCGCGGCGACGGCGUCGGCAACAGCAGCUACCGCAGUUCCCGCUCCUACCCCUUCCGCACAUCCUGCUCACGCAGCAGGUCCCGGUGCCCCCAAUGCGACGCCCAUCCCUCCUCCCGCGGUCCAUCCGGUCCCUUCGUACGGCCAGGAUGACGUCGCUGGCGACCACACAACGCUGAGCUUCAUGCCCAACCCGCGCAUCAACGGAUCGCCGAGCCAGGGCCGUCCCUCGCUGGGUGGCGACGGCACGCCCGCACCCAAGAAGCAGAAGACGAAGGCAACGCCCGGCUCGAACCUGCCCGAGAUCCCGCUGCGCGAGGUCCAUGCCGCCUUUGUCGAGUUCCGGGCUAAGGAGGACGACAAGUGUAUGUCGGUGCGGUGCAUCUACUGCAACCAGGUCCGGGCGAAAAACACAUCACGGCAAAGGGAGCACCUGAUGACUUGCCCCGGUUUCCAGACCGUGCUCAAGGACAAGAUCCCCGCCAACAACCUCCGCCAUCAGUUCGACGACGAGGAUGUUGCGAGCUCACUGGCGCUGCCCACCCCGUCUCUCGAUCUCGACUUCCGCCUGAGCAUCAGGGUCAAGCCGAAGCUCAAUGUGGGCGCCGGCGCCUCCGGUCGGCAGAGCUGGAUCUCGUGCGUGGGGGGCCAGUGGGCUGGCCGCUGGGGCAAGGGAGUCGUGCUUCAAGGUGGACAGGACGUGCAGACCUCGGUCAAGGACACGGCGACGCGCAUCGACGCGCAAUACCUGCUGCAGACCAGCGAGGAGCACCCGGCUCUCUUCAUCUGCAAGAUCACCGGGUGGCUGACGGGCGAGCGAGAGGUCAUGGAGCGGCUCCAGGACCCCGUCGCUGCGGACAACGUCGCCGCCAAUCGCUACCAGCUGCGCGCCACCAUGCAGCUCGAGACCGGCGACGAGCGGUACCAGGAUGUGAACACGGGCGUCUGGGUCUGCAGCGGCUGCCGCAGGGGCGCCGAAAUCGUCUACGACGCCUACCGCAUCAGCUGAGCGGGCAACAUUGGACGAUGAUGCCUGUACCACCUGCCUUGACACGUCAUCGGGCUUUUCCUUGGCGUUUUGUGAUGUGCGUUGGUCUCAUUGGGCGUCGGGAGCUGGAGAAA